Molecule: messenger RNA, 711 nt
Organism: Naegleria gruberi
Lineage: Eukaryota; Heterolobosea; Eutetramitea; Acrasida; Naegleriidae
Exons: 1
Coding region: 1-711 (236 amino acids)
Biological process (GO): DNA alkylation repair; DNA repair
Cellular component (GO): nucleus
Molecular function (GO): dioxygenase activity
Source: RefSeq, a predicted model, not a curated record
AUGGUUGAUGAAACAAGGGAAAAGAAUCAAUCUACAGUGAUGAAUUCUAAUGUUGUACUUAAUAUUCCUAUUAAUCUUGUAAUUCAUCCAUUGGUUUCGAAACCUUCCUAUAUUAUUAAGGAGGCUAGCAUUGGGGUUCAGGUUCAAUACUUUGAGAGAUUCUUGCAUGCUCACUUUGCAUCAAUUCUGUUUAAGAAGUUUAAUGAAUCGAUGGAUUUGUUUACAAAGGAUCAAUUGGUAAUUCAUGGAAAACAUAUUGAAGCUCCAAGAAAAACUCUAUCCUAUUCAGAUUCGAAUAUUGUAUACUCUUAUUCUGGAAUGCAGAGAUCGUCAAUACCUUGGUUUCCUGAAUUGCUCAAAUUGAAAACCUUGAUUCAAGAAAAGACAGGUGAGGUUUUUAAUUAUGCUCUUGUAAAUGUGUACGAUAAUGGCAAUGACUAUAUUGGCUGGCAUUCAGAUAAAACAAAAGAUUUGGUCGAAAAUUCUUCCAUAGUUUCCUUGACACUUGGAGAAACAAGACCAUUCCAAUUUAAACCAUCAGAAGGCAAACAGAAAAAUUCUGACAAAUCUAUCAUUACAAAAUAUCUGCCAAAUGGUUCAAUGAUAAUUAUGAAUUGGAAUACACAGUUUUACUACAAACAUUGUCUACCAAAGAGAAAAAACAUUUCAAAACAGAGAAUUAACAUUACUUUUAGACAUGUGAAGGUGUAG